CAUUCACUGGACACAUGCGAAACUCACCUUCACCUUUGCGGCCUGCAUCGGGGAAAACAAGUGAGUGUCGCGAAGAUACCGAAUGUGGGGAGCAAUUGAAGCGAUGUGUGCUGCCAACGAAGAGCGGGGGUAAAAAGCGUCGGCUGGAGGUUGAUGCAGCGGCAGGCGAAGUACUCAACCUAGCACGACAAUCACCAAAGAAGCCAACGCGAUCGCCAAGCCGCUCCGCAACGCCAGAAAACUUUGCCGCGAGGAACGCUGAAAAUCAGCAUCCACAGCUGUCCGAGAGUACCUCCAACCUAUUUGCUGCACUCCAGGGUCCACUCGCACCGUUACUGCUGCAAAAUCAUCUUGGUAUUGCGUCCCCCAGCCUUGGCGCCACUGAGAUCCAGCAAGCUUUCCAGCUGCAGCUGCAAAGUUAUGUUGAGAUGAUGCGCCAGGUAACGCCGGAUAACUUUCAAAAUCCCACUUCAUCACAUUUUCUGCUACAAAACUCGCUGCAAGCAAUGGCGCAGUUUCAAGCAUUGCAACAAUUGAAGCAGCAGCAACAGUUGCAGCAAGAACUCCAGCAGCGUUUCGAAGGUGAUGAACAGACGGCGGGCCGUAAACCGCAUGGCACGCCAGUCAGGGAAUCAAAGCACUUUUCCACACCUUUGGCAUCAUCACCACUGCGCAGUCCCUCGCUGAGUCCAGUAUGUCGGCAUAACCACUCCAAAGCCUACAAUCACACGCACGAUGAACAAGAGAGUGGCGAAAAUACUUCACAACAGACCACACCACCCAAUUCGGCCGUCGGUCUGCAAAUGGGCAGCGCCAUUUUAACGCCAAACACACCCGGCAUGUCUUCCAUAUUCCCCAGUUCGCUGCCCGGCUCCACAGCCAUGAGUUUCAGUAGUACGCCACAAAACUGCAAAGCUUUAGGAGCGAAUGCGCUAUCCGCCGCCGCCGCCGCCGCUCGCAGUCUCGACCAAUCGCCCGAAGAGACGACCGACCUCGAAGAAUUGGAGCAGUUUGCCAAAACGUUUAAACAACGCCGCAUAAAACUCGGCUUCACGCAAGGCGAUGUCGGUUUAGCCAUGGGCAAGCUUUACGGCAAUGAUUUCUCGCAAACCACAAUCUCCCGAUUUGAGGCGCUCAACCUCAGCUUCAAAAACAUGUGUAAGCUGAAACCGCUGCUGCAAAAGUGGCUGGAGGAUGCCGACAAUACAAUCACAAAGACAGGCGGCGUUUUCUCGCUCAGCUCGAUGACCACAACGCUCACCACACCGGAAAAUAUAAUCGGACGCCGUCGCAAGAAACGCACCUCCAUCGAAACGAACGUGCGCAGCUCGCUCGAAAAGGCGUUCAUGGUCAACUGCAAACCCACCUCGGAGGAUAUAAACAAUUUGGCGGAAAGGCUGAAUAUGGACAAGGAAGUGGUGCGCGUGUGGUUCUGCAAUCGGCGGCAGAAGGAGAAACGCAUCAAUCCCGCCAUGGAUCUGGACAGCCCAACGGGUACGCCGCUCAGCAGCCAUAUAUUCGGCUUUCCAGCGCAAGCGCUCAGCAUGUCGAACAGCCACGAGGCCUCUUCGAUGUGUGGCAGCUCUAUCAGCUCGCUAUCGCCGCACUGUAUUAGCGGUAAGCAGGAAUGAUCCAACGAUUACCGAGAUAUGACGCGAAAAAUGUUAUAUCGAGAAAUGCACGCACCCAGCCUGCCGUGUCUACAGCAGCAAUACUCGUCGCUGAAAUAUGCCGACCGUGCAUCACAAGCGCUACACGAAUGCCGGCGCGAGCUGCCCAGGAUUUGGCACUUUUGCGAGAAACCGAUUUGUAAAAUGUCCGCGUUCGAAACGUAUUCGCAUUGCACGGAGCUACUUUAAACAUAUUCAUCUUGAAUGUACGAGUACUUAAGAUAAAUACAUACAUAAGUGUAUAUACAUAUUUUAUAGUAGAAAUUAUGUAAGUAGGUAUUGUAUGCGUAGUAAUGUAUUGUAGCAUUUAAAUAGUUUACAAAAAUAUCUAUCUCAUGACCAUAUCAAUACAGACAACAGACAAAGCCAUAAUCUAAUUAUAAUUAUUUAAAAAAAUUACAAGCUCCAAAUGUGUAUUUUUAAAUGUGUAUAUGUAUAGUAUUAGUUAUAAUGCAUACAUAUGUAUAACCCCAUGUAUUGUAUUUGUAAGCGAAAAUGUAUAAUUUAUGGUCAAAUGUUUGUCUCACACAUAUGGAUACAGACGAACAAAAUUACUUGUUGUAUCUAAUUGAUAUUUUUUCUUA
Rhagoletis zephyria (snowberry fruit fly) is the source of this 2254-nucleotide messenger RNA. Its product is annotated as POU domain protein 2-like. Gene Ontology annotation, molecular function: RNA polymerase II cis-regulatory region sequence-specific DNA binding; DNA-binding transcription factor activity, RNA polymerase II-specific. Gene Ontology annotation, biological process: regulation of transcription by RNA polymerase II. The record is from RefSeq and is a predicted model, not a curated record. Lineage: Eukaryota; Metazoa; Arthropoda; Insecta; Diptera; Tephritidae.